AUGCGGCAGGUGACGACGGCAUGGCUGCUCGCGUUGUUCGCCGUGCGCACGGUGGUAACCGAAUGCGUCGAUAGGCAUAUAUUUUCGGACCGACCAAGCACAGGUACACUCGAAUCCCCGGCGUUUCCAACACCGUAUCGAUCCGACCUCUCAUGCCUAUACAACAUAUCGACUGUGGCAUCAAAUGUUAUACACCUAACAUUUUUAUCGUUUGAUUUGGCCGAAAAACACAGUGGACAGUGCCUCGAAGCUUAUGUACUUGUAAUCGUCGUUGAUCGUCUAGGUAAAGAGCAUGUCGGUAAGCGCUUGUGCGGCACCAACGUGCCUGCCAAAAUAGAGACCAUGCAGCCGACUGUUCAUGUGCAGUUCGUCACCACAGCAGCUGGACGUCAGCAUCGUGGAUUCCGGAUUCGCUACGAGAUCAUUUCGGAAGCUCUAGUGAAACAACCGCCGUCGUAUGUUCCAGACGACGAAAAAGCUUUCGAACGAAGUUGCGGUGGUGCGACGAAGCCAGGCCAAUUAAUGGGAGAAAUUGUAUCACCCGGAUAUCCGACUACGUUCCCACGAAACGCCACAUGUUAUUGGUUAAUUCGAGUGGAGCCAAGGCAACGAGUUUAUAUACGACUUGAACAUCUUUAUCUUUCCUCAACAAUUGCUGAAUGCGAACGUGCAUCUCUAUCAAUCAUGGACGGGUAUAAGCACGAUAGCAAAACUGACGUUCAACCCGACUUGUCAGAGGCACGAUUUUGUGGCAGUCAAUUGUAUUACAUGGAAGAAGGAAUGAAGAGUUAUCUAUCAAGUGCGAAUCGGUUACUUCUUAUAUGGACGGCUGUUGAGAAUGCUUUCAACGAACUCCAACAAUCCUCAUCAGCAUUAAUGUGGUCGAAACAAAAUUCUGGUCAAGACAAUUCAUGCACCCAAUUCACCUGCCACGGAGGACAAAUUUGCGUUGAAAAGGACCAAGGCGUAUGCGUGAUGCGGCCACAGUUGUGUAUUGAUUCGUCGCUAGUUUGCAAUGGUGUGCAAAAUUGCGUCGAAGGUGACUACAGCGAUGAGCGGCAUUGCUAUUCACGUGAGAUCAUCAUCAGUGCUACGGCUGGUUUUCUUACACUGACAACAAUCGUCGUCAUUUUUGUGUGCUAUGAUCAAUGGCGUAAACGACAUCAUCAACGUAAAAUGGCACGUGAACGAUGUUCCAUCAGCAACGGAAAAACACAACGAACGUUCCGUCACAAUCCGAAUCUCAAUCACGAAGUUAUGUUCGAUCGAAUCACAGAAGCGCCACGAUUCGUAGGUGUACAGAAUGACAUCGUGCCACGCUUCUACCCACAAUUACCACCACAUCAUGCGCGGUGA
Molecule: messenger RNA, 1356 nt
Organism: Angiostrongylus costaricensis
Lineage: Eukaryota; Metazoa; Nematoda; Chromadorea; Rhabditida; Metastrongylidae
Source: the annotation of a GenBank genome assembly